Molecule: messenger RNA, 6151 nt
Organism: Macrobrachium nipponense
Lineage: Eukaryota; Metazoa; Arthropoda; Malacostraca; Decapoda; Palaemonidae
Product: sodium-dependent serotonin transporter-like
Biological process (GO): sodium ion transmembrane transport
Cellular component (GO): plasma membrane
Molecular function (GO): L-amino acid transmembrane transporter activity
Source: RefSeq, a predicted model, not a curated record
UGUUGGUCGAGCUGCCAAAGAGUGUAAGAGUGUGUCAUAGUGUUGGUGAAUGUGGUUCGAUACAAAUAAUUCGACAGAAAUGGUGUUAAUUUCGUAGACGCAAAAGUAUACGAAAAUAUAAGUGCCAAAAAUAAUAGAUAACAGAUUUAUCAGGUGUGAGGACCCGCGAAACUUUGAUUAAAAAAAAUGUAAAUGUCAAAAAAAAUCGAAAAUUUCAAGACAUCUAAGAUUUGAAGCAGUAGGCAAGAGAGAGAGAGAGAGAAAGAGAGUAAGACGCGACAAUGACCUCUACGUGAGAGUUCCAUAAGGAUACAAGUGCCAUGCUCCAAGAUGCGCUGGCGAAAGGCCCAAGGAUUCGAUCUGAAUGAAGAUGGGCGGGGUCCCAUGGGUACCGUAACAGCCCAUGGAGACGAGCUGCCCCUGGUGACGUCAUCCCAGCCGCGCGUGACGUCCCCGACGCAGCAUACCCAGUCCCAGCAGGUGCCCUCCCCGGCGUCGCCCCAGUCGCUGCCCUCGACGCCGCUGACGGCCCUCUCCACCUCGACCCUCGACGACGUACCCAGCCUGCAGGGCACGUCCUCGACGGCGCGGACUGACGUCUCCAGUGCCCGGAGCUCCUCGUCCGCCUCGGCGUCGUCGCCCAAGACGGCGAGCCCUUCCGAGACGCCCGAUGGGGACAAGAGGUCGCUGAGUCAUUCCGGGAGCAGCCCCCUGAGGCUGGCCAAGGCUCCUCCUCCUCCGGCGGCGACCUCGCCGAGGCAUCAUUCGGAGGUCCCCAGCCCCCUCAGGACGACGAUCCACAUCGCCGCCUCGCGUCCCCACUCCUCUGGGGCGAUGACUAGUCCCCCGACGGGGGUACAGCAGCUGCCCUUGAGUCCCCUCAGGCUUCAGCAGCCACUCAGUCCUCAGCGGACUCCCGGCAGUCCCCAGCACACGACGACGCCACCAGCAGUCAGUCCCCCUCCCUCGGCCAGUCCUUCAAGGCCUCCCUCCACCGUCACCGUCGUGGCUUCCUCGAGGCCCCCAUCGCAGCAUAUACCCACAAGCCCUUCUUUCACAGGAAGAGAAAAUGGCAGCAGCCUGGUCGUGGUGGUCAACGGAAGCGCCCCUUCCUCCGACCCCACUCAGAGGGUCGUCUCGACAAACCAUACGAACGUGACCACGACGACAACCAUUCCCAUAGGCAACCCCCCUCCUCCCCCUCCUCCUCAUCCCCCCGCAGGGAGCGGAGUCGCCGACUCGUCCUCUGCCAAAAUCCUGGAGAACGACCAGCCUCUUCCUCCUCCGUCGUCGUCCUCCUCGGCCCUGACGAGUCGAAAGUCGCGCAAGUCGCACUCCAAGACGAACAGCGCGGACUCCUCGUCCCGACGGAGCGGCGGCGGCCACGAGAAGAGCAAGUCGGUGACAAUCGUCGUCAACGACCAGCACGUGACCUACUCCAACACGCCCACAACCUACACGACGACGGCGCUCCCGAACUCCAACGGGAGCACCACCGCCCCCAACGGGAGCAACGGCUACUUCCACCCUCACCACCAUCACCAUCACUCGAAAGUGCCUUCGGCCGGGAAUGGGGAGACGGUUUUCGCCAACGGGCAUUCCUCGGGGCCCAUGGCCCACCUCCCUGGGGACUCCACGAGGCCCUCGUCUUCGGCGUCGACCCACGCUGGGGGCGGGGGGUCAACCAACAAGGGUGACCCUGAUAUCCAGGUUCGUCCUCUGGUGGGCUGGUGGGGGGAAGGCGGUAGCGCCGCUGUUUUAGAGGAGACAGCCUCAUCCGACGAUUGCCAUCGCUCCACACUAACUCUUGUGCAUUCUCCCGCCCGCACCCUAUCCAGGGCAGUAUCUAUCAUCCUUUACCUCAGCGGAGAGGCCAGCAGCGCAGUCACGGAAGACACAGGGGAAGCCUGGGGGAGCGUCCUUUCCGGAAUCUGCGGGGUCAUUUUGGUCGUAGGAGCAGCCACCUUCCUCCGCCUUCCCCGCCUCUUGUAUGUGUACGGGGCAGGAACUUUCCUCUCAGCUUGGCUUGCUGUGUUGUUAAUAGUAGCAGCUCCCCUGGCCUACUUAGAAGCAGGACUAUCCCAGUUCAGCAGUUCGGCAGCCCUGGCCGUGUGGAGGCUUGUUCCUAUAGCGAGAGGUGUGGGAUGGUCGUCAGUUGUGGUAUGCUUUUACUGGAUUGUCGUUGUCAUAGGAUAUCUGGCUCCAUUGGUCCAUUAUAUCCUCAUAGGAAUCGAAUCUGAUGUCCUGCGGGAUGCAAUCUCUGGCCAGUGCAGCGAGAGCAUAAACAGCAAUUUCACAAACAAUGGAGACUGGGCUGUUGACUAUUUCAGAGUCUGUGUAUAUAGUUUGCCCCAGACGUGGGACAUGGACCUCGACAUGAUGUUCACCUGGCCAUUACCUGCUGGUGUAGCUGCAGUGGUGAUUGUAGUGACGUUCAUCUCCAUAUGCGGUAUCCGUGUCCUUGCUAGCAUCACAGGCGUCAUGACCAUAAUAGCUGUAUUGGGUUCCAGCCUCCAGUUAGCCAUGGGCCUGACCGAAAUAUUCAGGAGAGACACCGAUGCCCUUUGGAAGCUGGUGCAACCUUUCGUCAUACCACAAGUUGAUGUCCUGUUGCAGCCGUGGGUUUGGUGUGCAGCUCUGGCCCACGUCUUUCUGUCCCUGGGGCUGGGCGUCGGACUCCUCAUGAAUUUCUCCUCCAGAGGCGCCUUCAGAUUCACCCUGAGGAGGCACUUGUGGGGUCUGAUUAUACUAUUAGCCGUGGUAACAGCUCUAGUAUCUGCUGUCAUCGUCCUUCAACUCACUCUACUGGCCGAUGACAGAGGUCUCAAAGUGGCCCAGGCUCUUUCAACUGUCAUCUCAGAGUUUAAUUCAACGGGCAAUACGUCGGACCUCAUCAUAACAGUAGUUCCUGAGGACGUUGGUGUGAGCAUAGGAACUGCAGUAAUUACUGCCUCACACUUGAUAGCCAUUUUUGUUUUGCCUUACAAGUGGCUUCAACAAAUAGUAUCAACAAUUGUGUACUUAGGGCUUUGGUGCGGAGGAGUGACAACUGCAACUAUAUGUAUCCACGCUCUGAUCGUGGCCCUCAAGGAUAUCAGCGACUGUCUUCCAAGAGCUGUGGCCGCUAUCAUUUUGGCCCCUUUAAUAUUAGCUGGUGCUGUGGCCACGUCCAUCAAGGGUGGGGCUGCAGUAUUAACCCUGUUAGAUUCCAGCGUAUUAACACCUGUAGUGCUGUGGCCUCCCUUCACACUCACCUUAGCCGUGACCUCUGUAUAUGGUAUACACAAAGUAAGGAAGGAUUUCACCUUCAUGUUGGAAGCCACAGUUAGUCUCCUUUGGAUCCCAGUAUGGGGUUUCUUCAUCCCUGCUGUCCUGUUGGGUGUUGUCAUUUGGGCGUGCGUUAUCAAUUGGGCCGAGAUCAUUGUUGCAGAUGGUCCUGUCUGGAGAACAGCCUUGAUCUGGGGCCUGAGAGCUUUGGUUCUACUGCCAGUACCCAUCACUGCUAUAUAUGUUGUCAAGUCACAGUUAGCCUAUGGUAUUAUGGAUAAAGUGGCAUCAUCUUUGCAAUCGUCAAGAGAGUGGGGCGACUGGGGUCCGCAGGACCCCAUCGAGCACCACAACUGGAGAAGGUGGAGGGAGGACGAAACCCGUCCCAUCACCUCCCUGAAACGGCGCUUUGCAAACCGCCCCCUAACCUACACCCAUUCCACCCUCAGCAGCGAGUCUUCCUCGACCCUAACGAGGCUUCGCAACAAGUACCAAAGGAAUGGCACUGCAAGUAUCCUUUGAUCUCCUCCUUUCAUUGUAUCUGACAUUAAAAAUGUAUUUUGUCAUUUGAGCAGAAAUGUCUCAGUAAGUAAGUUCACAGGCAGAAUUGUGCGUCAUGUCACUUGCUUUUGGUUUUUGUGUCUGUAAGACAACUCACAAGAAAGAGCACAGUACUUCUACCACUAGUUCAUGUUGACUGUUUUUAAGCUUCAACACAGAUCUUUAUCUGGAAUUUUUUGUGUUUUAAAAAUUCUGGCUGGAAAAUGACCACCAUAAUACUUUCCCUUUUUUCUUCAGGUCUCUUCAAGAUUUCCAAUUGAUAUAAAAGAGUACACUGAUCUCAACUUAGGUUAUAUUUGAGUUUUCUUCACCCAUCUUUCUUGGGAACUAUAAAUAUAUUUCCUGUGUUGGUCGUGACCAACGUCCAUCUGUUGGCUUUUAUAAUCAAAGUACUGUAAAAUGUAUAAUUUUUCAAAGUAGUACUAUACAUCUGUCUAUCUCAAGAGAGUGCGUACGAUAUAUUGUGUAUAUACGUAUAAGCUGAAAUGAUCAAGUCCUCAUUCUGCUAUCUUUCAAUGUAAAUAGAUAAUCAAAUGUUUUUGUGCAGAUUACUUAGUAUUUUGUAGCCUCAGAGAAAUUUCCAAACAUAUUUCAUGUGCAGAAAAUUAUAUAUACAAGCUCAGAAUUCUUAUGUAUUGGCAAAAGGCGACAUAUCUGAAAAGAAGGACCAUGAAAUACCCAGGAACAAAAAAUGCACCAUAUCAAGAUUUCCCCCUUUUUUUUCUGAGUUUCAAAACCUCACUUGUGAGGUCAAAACAUAUUUUGGAAAAGUAUGAGAUGAUGUUUGUAUAUGGAAAAACAAUAAUGUAAUGUCUUUGCAACAUAGGCAUAGUUUAUAUCCAUUGAAUAAUAAUGUAUAAUCUUCAAGAAACAUUGAUAUAAUUUCAUGUGUACAAUUUUUUUCAAGUGGUAAAUUAUGUAAGACAAAUCCUGCAGGUGUCUGGAACCUCAGUGGACUGAACAGAGAAUAUCUGUGAUCACUGGUAUCAAAGGCAAGUAUGUCAGCAUUUGACAGAUAGCCAAGAAGUUUUCCAAGAAACAAAUUUGAGGAAAAUGUCAUUUGCAAGAUAUUGAGUAAUGUCAGUGCAAUUAAGACAAAAAAAAGUGUUGAAGAAUAAGUCUGCAGCAUUUUUUGUCUCAAUAUUUAUAUAAUUUUCCGGUAACAUUCCUUUUGAAAGGAGAAUGUAAACUAAUUUAGGAGUUUGUUUUCCUUUUAGACGAGAGAAAGGCCACUACUGAAAAUAAUGGAGUCAAGUUUUUCAUUUUGCUUAAUUUUUCAUUCUAGCUUUUCAUGAUAUUGUGCAAGAAAAAGAUUGUUGUUAUUUUCUCCUUGAAUUGCUUUCAGUCAUGAAUUUUAUUUCUCCGGACAUUUUUCAAACUACUACUACUCUCAGGCUUCAGAUAUCUUGAUAGCUUUAACUCCUGAUGGUACAUGCAUCUUCAGGCAGUGCUCAUCCGUGAUCUUAUGCUUUUAAUGUUUGCCCAAUAUAGAAUGAGAAACACAGAGAGCCUUAGUAAUAUGGAAGGUUCAAAAGAAGAGAUUCUUUACGUAUGUCCAAACUUUCAGAGGGUCAUCUGCCUCCUUCAAGGAGCCACCCUCCCUGAAGAUGGAGACAGACAGACAGUCCUCUUGAAGCUGGCAAAUAAAGAAUCUCUUCUUUUGAACCUCCCAUAUUAUUGAGGUCCUUUGUGGAUGUCAUAAAUUUAUACACAGUGAAUUUGUGUUUUUUGGAGUAUAGCAGUGAAAUUUAUCUAUUUUCGGCUGCUGAGCAAUGGAUUUUAAGGCAUUUUGGAGGAAGCUUUUAUUUAUUUAUUUAGUUUUUUUUUGCCCCAACUCUGAGUUUCCCUGACAUAGUUCCAUUCCCCCUGACUGUCUUUUGAGUUCCACCAUUGAGUUUAAGCUUAAACUCAGGUUGUAUUUUUCACAUUGUCCAGCAAAAUAAAAAAAAUGGAAAAAGUUGUUUUAUGAAGCAUGACGAAGACGCAUGGAUGCAAUUGCCUUAUAUUGUGCCCCCUUAAAAAUUAAGUUAUUUUGCUUGCAGUGUAUUAUUAUAAAACGCUGAAUCUGUGAUGUGUUUUAUUACAAGUAUUCCAAGUGUGAGACGGGUUAUACUUAAGUCACAGCUCAAGAGAAAAGCCAUGUUUGCAUCGUUCAUAAGUAUUGUAGGUUGAGUGAAGGUUUUGGUUUUGUUGCCAUAAUAUGCAUUGUAUGUGAAGCAAUAUUUGCAUGAAGUUGUAAGGAAUCCCCCCCCCAAAAGAAAAUCAGUGAUGCAUGAGUUUAUCUUGAAUUCAUGCAAAGAUAACUUUUUUUUUUUUAAUUAAA